Mizuhopecten yessoensis (Yesso scallop) is the source of this 897-nucleotide messenger RNA. RefSeq lists its product as uncharacterized. Bases 1 to 564 code for a protein of 187 amino acids. Lineage: Eukaryota; Metazoa; Mollusca; Bivalvia; Pectinida; Pectinidae. The record is from RefSeq and is a predicted model, not a curated record. The transcript is spliced from 2 exons.
AUGGAGGAUCCCCAGCCCACUUCAGUCCCAGUUAACACUCCAGACAGUACUGGCCAUGUAGCAGCACCACAGCAAGAACAUGAUCUUGUACAAACUGAUGUCCAAGGAACAUCUUUGGAACUACUAUCAGCAGCAGCUGAAAUCAAAAGGCUACAACAACAAGUUCAUCAGUCUGAAGUCUUAUUCAAUGAAUACAGAGUGUGGUAUGAACAACAUGAAGCUACAUUCGGAAAUCCUGUAAGUGAUGACAAACCCAAACCACUGACUGUUCAGGAGAUUUUAAAGGAGGAAUCACAGAUUCAAGGAUUAUUUGAAUAUUAUACAGGAUUCAAAUUCUCAACAUUCCAGGCCCUACUUGACUUUCUCACUAUUCAUGCCCCACAACACCAUAAUAACAGGAAAGACAUAGUUAACAUGGAGUGCGAGGAUAAACUGUUGUUAACAUUGAUGAGACUGCGACACAAUUUUGGUCUUAAAGAUCUGGCUUUUAGAUUUGCUAUCUCCACUCAAGCAGUGAUUUGCAGAACAGGAUGCGAACCUCUGGCAUACCGUGAACCGUUGUAAGUUCGCAGGUCCCUGUCGCAGAUGGAAAAACUUGUAAACUAGGCCUGCUGCACAUCAGAUCUUGUCACUCUUAGAUAUUGAAGAAUGGAGGAAGGGUAAUACUAUAUAAUUUUGGGAAUGGGGCAUGGGGUAAUAAUGUACUGAUGAUUUGUUAUCAACACAGAAUUAAUGCUUUGUCCUUAAAAAGAGGACAAAAGGGAGGGAUAAAUGUCUAUGUUAUGCCUUUAUGUAAGCUGCUAUUCACUUCAUUUGCAGGACUUGGAUGAGUGCAUUAAAGGAAUAAUUAAAUAUAAUUAAUAUGACUCAUGUUUUAGACUUUUUAUUUCUUCACUG